AUGCAAGAUGUCCUAGAUGCCAAAUUGUGGGUAUGCCACCAGAAGAAGCUCAAGUUUGAGAAUGGCUACUUUCUGGAAUAUAGCCCACAGAUGUGUCGGUUGCUCUGCAACAAUCUCUUCACAUUCCAUAUGGAGCUUGAAAAGGUUGUCGUCUCUAUUGCCAAACUGUCAUAUGAUAUCUUCCUGAAGGGCACCACAAUGACCAGUGGUUACCUCCGAAUCCCUGACUCGUCUAAUGGCAAAUUCAAGAAUUUUGUAUCACAGGCUCUCAAGGAUGUUUGUUUUGAGUUUUUCUACAGCAACAGCAAGAAAGCACUGAAGAACACAGAUGACUUCCACAAGACAAUCCCUGUCAAUGACCUCAUUUUCAUGGCAGUGGUCGUACACUACACAAUGAAGGGUGUUAUUUCUGGGUUCAGCAAAACUGGCACCAACAAAGUGCCUGAACUCUCCGCUGAUAGAUGCAGGACCAACUUCGACAAGUUGCUCGACAUUCUGGAACAUCGUGAAGAGCUUGAAGAAAUGGUGGAGCAAUGGGCUAAGAUUGGUAUGGGCGAAUUUGAUUGGCAUGUAGAUGGGAGUGAUGCAGGCAGUGAUGUGAGGGACAUCAAUAUCAUACUCUAA
Molecule: messenger RNA, 624 nt
Organism: Suillus plorans
Lineage: Eukaryota; Fungi; Basidiomycota; Agaricomycetes; Boletales; Suillaceae
Exons: 6
Coding region: 1-624 (207 amino acids)
Source: RefSeq, a predicted model, not a curated record